AUGUCUGACAUCAAGCAAGAGUUUGAAAAGCUCUCUAUGGAGUUUAGUAACCAACAGAACAACCUCAAUGAAUUGAUAACUGCAAGAUCACAACUUGAAACCCAGUAUCAAGAGAACAAGAUAGUGUUGGCCGAGUUCGAAAAGUUGAACGAUGAUUCAAAGAUUUACAAGUUGACGGGGCCCAUAUUAUUACCCCAAGACUAUGCAGAAGCCAAAAUGAAUGUUACCAAGAGAAUUGAGUUCAUCGAAGAUGAAAUUAAGAGAGUCGAAACUAAAGUCACCGAUGAAGAAAAGAGAAUAGAAAAAACCAGAGAUGGGAUUUUAGCAGUCAGAGCUAAGAUGGGCAACUAG
Messenger RNA from Suhomyces tanzawaensis NRRL Y-17324, 351 nucleotides. It is a transcript of the gene YKE2, whose product is annotated as tubulin-binding prefolding complex subunit. The record is from RefSeq and is a predicted model, not a curated record. Lineage: Eukaryota; Fungi; Ascomycota; Pichiomycetes; Serinales; Debaryomycetaceae. The transcript has a single exon. Gene Ontology annotation, cellular component: cytoplasm; prefoldin complex. Gene Ontology annotation, biological process: protein folding; chaperone-mediated protein complex assembly. The coding region runs from base 1 to 351 and encodes 116 amino acids. Gene Ontology annotation, molecular function: protein-folding chaperone binding.